AUGACUCAAGAUCUCGAGAUGAAGGAUCGCUCAACGCCUUCCAACUCCGCUUCUGCACCUGCUCCAUCUACUUUACAGCAUUUGAAGGAGAUAGCGUCGCUUAUCGAGACUGGUUCGUACUCGAAGGAAGUUCGUAGAAUUGCUCGUGCCGUUCGCCUUACAAUUGCGUUGAGGCGUAAAUUGACAGCGUCGGUUAUCUCGUCUUUUCUUGAUCAUGUUCUCUCUCCUGGUUCUGAAGCUCACGCCAAAUUGUCUACGUAUCUUCCCAAGGAGGAUGAUCAUGAGAUGGAAGUGGAUGCGGCAACCUCUGCAAUUCAAACCCCAGCUAAGCACCUGUUGCCCGAGCUAGAAAUCUACUGUUACCUGCUUGUACUACUUUUUCUGAUAGAUCAAAAAAGAUACAAUGAGGCCAAAGCCUGUUCCUCAGCUAGCAUUGUUUGGCUGAAGAACACAAACAGGAGAACUGUUGAUGUUAUUGCAUCCAGAUUGUAUUUUUACUAUUCGUAUAGCUAUGAGCUUACUGGAGAUCUUGCUGAAAUCCGUGGCAACCUCCUUGCAUUGCACCGAAUUGCCACUCUGCGCCAUGAUGAGUUGGGCCAGGAAACACUUCUUAACCUCUUACUUCGUAACUACCUUCACUACAAUCUGUAUGAUCAGGCUGAGAAAUUGAGGUCCAAGGCUCCUCGAUUCGAAGCGCAUUCAAACCAGCAGUUUUGUCGUUACCUCUUCUACCUUGGGAAAAUUCGGACAAUUCAGUUAGAGUAUACAGAUGCAAAAGAGUCCCUGCUGCAGGCUGCCCGGAAAGCACCAGUUGCUGCACGGGGUUUUCGAAUUCAAUGUAACAAGUGGGCUGUGAUAGUGCGUUUACUGUUGGGAGAAAUACCUGAGCGGACUGUCUUUAUGCAGAAAGGAAUGGAAAAGGCUUUGAGGCCUUACUUUGAGCUUACAAAUGCUGUCCGGAUUGGAGACUUGGAACUGUUUAGGAACAUCGCAGACAAGUUUUCCACUACCUUUAAUGCAGACAGAACCCAUAAUUUGAUUGUUCGAUUGCGGCAUAAUGUCAUAAGGACUGGUUUACGCAACAUCGGCAUCUCCUAUUCCCGUAUCUCUCUAGCUGAUGUUGCUAAAAAACUGAGACUGAACUCUGCAAAUCCUGUUGCUGAUGCUGAGAGCAUUGUAGCAAAGGCUAUUCGUGAUGGUGCGAUUGAUGCUACAUUGGAUCAUGCCAACGGGUGGAUGGUGUCCAAGGAAACUGGAGAUAUAUACUCCACAAAUGAACCUCAGUUAGCCUUUAAUUCUCGAAUUGCAUUCUGUCUUAACAUGCACAAUGAGGCGGUUAGAGCACUUCGUUUUCCACCAAACACUCACAAAGAGAAGGAAAGUGCUGAAAAAAGAAGAGAGAGACAACAGCAAGAGCAGGAGCUGGCUAAGCAUAUUGCAGAGGAGGAUGACGAUGAUUUCUGA
This is a messenger RNA of Sphenostylis stenocarpa, 1464 nucleotides long. The record is from the annotation of a GenBank genome assembly. NCBI's taxonomy places the organism in Eukaryota, Viridiplantae, Streptophyta, Magnoliopsida, Fabales, Fabaceae.